UCCCAGCAAGUGGCCGUGGUGAAGUCGCCCCAGCCAAGAACGAGGUGCGGGGCAUCAUGCGGCGAAAUUGUCCCGUCGCCGUUGACGACCCAGCUCCCGGGGGAGCCCACAUUCCCGAGCGCUAUCGCUCUGGCCCCCGGCGCAUAGUCUUGGCAGUUCACGUGCAGACCGACGUUGAUGAGGAAAUCCUCCUCGAUGUGCGGUGGCCGCGUCGCGUCCGUAGUCCACUCGUCCGGCAUCUCCGGGAAACUUAUGCCCCCGUCCGUGCUGCUAUGAAGCAUCUUCGUGCCCUCCGUCGGGUCCACGGCGAAGAAGUGGUUGCUGUGCACGUUUCCGCCCUCAUCGGGGUGGUAGUUUCUGUCGGCAUCAUUCAAGCCCACCGAGAACUCCACGCCAUUUGACUCCGCCACCAGGUAGAACUCCUGGCCGGCGAUGUACUGGCAGUGAGCGGGCAUGCCGUCGCCGCAGUCGUCGUACCAGCACUCCUCCACCGCCUGCUCGACGCCGUCGUAGUAGUAGGUCGCCGUGACGCCCUGGCCGUAGCUGUACGAGUAGCUGUGCGAGUACGAGUACGAGUACGAACCAUC
This is a messenger RNA of Pelagomonas calceolata, 587 nucleotides long. Lineage: Eukaryota; Pelagophyceae; Pelagomonadales; Pelagomonadaceae. The record is from the annotation of a GenBank genome assembly.